Molecule: messenger RNA, 773 nt
Organism: Arabidopsis arenosa
Lineage: Eukaryota; Viridiplantae; Streptophyta; Magnoliopsida; Brassicales; Brassicaceae
Source: the annotation of a GenBank genome assembly
GCGUUCCAUUUUAAAAAAGAAAGAUUACUAACGCCGACUCUCUCAAACUCUCUCAACCAAAAAAAUUCUCCGAUCAUCAUUCAAAUGGAGAGUACAGAUUCUUCCGGUGGUCCUCCGCCUCCGCCUCCGCAGCCAAAUCUACCUCCUGGAUUCAGGUUUCAUCCAACAGACGAAGAACUCGUAAUCCAUUACCUUAAACGCAAAGCUGAUUCUGUUCCUUUACCAGUCGCAAUCAUCGCCGACGUUAAUCUUUACAAAUUCGAUCCAUGGGAACUUCCCGCGAAAGCUUCGUUUGGAGAACAAGAAUGUGGUAAACCACCAAAAGGAGUUAAAUCAGAUUGGAUUAUGCAUGAAUAUCGAUUAACUGAUAAUAAACCUACUCAUAUUUGUGACUUCGGCAACAAGAAAAACUCUCUCAGGCUUGAUGAUUGGGUGUUGUGUCGAAUCUACAAGAAAAACAAUAAUAAUAAUGAUCCGACGGCUAUAUAUGAUGGUGGUGGCGGCGGAUACGGCGGUGGAAAUUACUCGAUGAAUCAUAACUUCGCAUCUGGAUCGAAGCAAGAGCAGUUAUUUCCACCGGUGAUGAUGAUGACGAGUAUAAAUCAAGAUUCUGGUAUUGGAUCGUCGUCGUCACCUAACAAGAGAUAUAACGGCGGCGGCGUUGGAGAUUGUUCGACUUCAUUGGCGGCGACGCCGUUAUUGCAGAACCAAGGUGGGAUUUACCAGUUGUCUGGUCUGAAUUGGUACUCUUGAAAUAAUUCGAAAAUUUUUCC